Molecule: messenger RNA, 2727 nt
Organism: Arabis nemorensis
Lineage: Eukaryota; Viridiplantae; Streptophyta; Magnoliopsida; Brassicales; Brassicaceae
Source: the annotation of a GenBank genome assembly
AUGGAUGUCAAAGAGAAGGUCAAAAUCGUAAUUUCCAUAGCCUCUCUUGUAGCGGCGACGGUUCUGAUCGUGUCGCAAUAUCGGCGGCGGCGCGGCAAACAGAGGAAGCAAACAUCUUCUCUAAGCUCGUGUUAUCUGCAUUCAGAACUGAAGCCACAGUUUGGUUUCAAACGUGUUCUUGCUGAUAACUCUUAUUCUGGAUUCAAACACUUGAAGAAGAAGAAGCUCGAAGAAGAUGUGUCUUCUUCUUCCAUAGAGAAACCUUUGAAUUGUCAUCCUUAUGAAACUGAGAUCAAUGUCUUGUUAGAGAAUCCUGAGAUUGAAUUUGGUUUCUUGAGAGGAGAGUAUUCAUUGGAAAUGAGUGAUUCGUAUGUUUGGGUUGAGAACGAGUCGAAGUUGAAGGAACUUGCGGAAACAUUGUCGAAAGAAAAUGUUUUUGCAGUCGAUACCGAGCAACAUAGUUUCCGGUCGUUUCUUGGUUUCACUGCUCUGAUUCAGAUUUCUACACAUGAGGAAGACUUUUUGGUGGAUACGAUUGCAUUACAUGAUGCAAUGAGUAUUCUUCGUCCUGUUUUCUCCGAUCCUCGUAUUUGCAAAGUGUUUCACGGGGCUGACAACGAUGUUCUCUGGCUUCAAAGAGACUUCCAUAUAUAUGUUGUCAAUAUGUUUGAUACUGCCAAGGCAUGUGAGGUGUUGUCAAAGCCUCAAAGGUCGCUCGCAUACUUACUUGAGACAGUAUGUGGAGUGUCUACUAACAAAUUGCUCCAGCGUGAAGAUUGGAGACAACGUCCACUAUCGGAAGAAAUGAUAUUAUAUGCCAGAACAGAUGCACACUAUCUGCUUUAUAUUGCGGAUUGUUUGGCUACAGAGCUCAAACAACUAGCCAUUGAAGAUUCAUCUAGCCCCGAUGAUAAAUUCCAUUUUCUUCUCGAGGCUAGUAGGCGGUCAAACAUGACUUGUUUGCAAUUGUACACAAAAGAAAUUGAAGAUUUUCCUGGGAAUGCGGCUGCUUCCUCACUAAUUUAUCGACAUUUAAAUGGUUAUGGAGAUAACUCUACCAUCUCUGUCGAUGCAGAGUUUCAGGAGUUUGUAAGAGAACUUUGUGCAUGGAGAGACUUAAUGGCACGAGUUCAUGAUGAAAGCACGCGAUAUGUGUUAUCUGACCAAGCUAUUGUUGCUCUUGCUAAGAAGCAACCAACUACAACUGAAGAUAUAUAUGAUGCAAUAGCUCAAGCUGAUUUGGCUAUUGAGUCUUCUCCGAGCAUGAGUUUCUCAAAUCAGUCCCCAUCUGAAGUUGUUUGUAGUCAUUUGGAUGAUGUAUAUCAAAUGACUCAGGACAAGUUGGUUAAGCUGGAUGCUAUUUUACCAGCGGUUCUUCAGAAAUGCUUGGGAUCAAAUGGAACCUGUCCAAUUUCUAUCUUCAACUAUUCCCUUUUGGUAAAUUUCAAGACGAAACUAACCAGCCAUUCUGCUCCAAAGCAAAAUAGAGAUAAGAAGUUGAAGCAAUUUACUCGGAAGGCAUCAAGAGAGAUUUUUGUAAAGAAAUUUUCUUGCAAAGCUCCCGUUUAUCACAAUUGUAGAAUAUACGCAAAUGAUGGACGAUUGUUAUGUUAUUGCGAUAGAAGAAAACUUGAAUGGUACUUGAAUCGCGGUCUUGCGAAACUAGUUGAAGAAGUUCCACCAGCAAUAAUGCUUUUGUUCGAACCCAAAGGACGUCCAGAAGAUGAAGGAAAUGAUUUUUAUAUCCAGACUAAGAGGAAUAUAUGUGUUGGAUGUGGGGAAGGGAAUCACUAUCUGCGUUACCGGAUAAUACCUUCGUGCUAUAGAGUUCAUUUUCCAGAACACCUGAAAAGUCAUCGAUCCCACGAUAUUGUUCUACUUUGUGUGGAUUGCCAUGAAGUUGCGCAUGCUGCUGCAGAGAGGUACAAGAAACAAAUCGCUACAGAAUUUGGAAUUCCUCUGUUUGUUCGUAGAGUACUCGAUUCAAAAGAAGCACAAGGGACAUCAUCUUCAAUGGAGCAUGAAUCAACUGAAAACUGUGAAGAUGCAGGCGUCUCUCCAUUACAUCUUAGAACAGCUGCAAUGGCGCUCUUGCGUCAUGGGAACCGAAUGCCAUCAACUCGCCGUGAGGAAUUGUUGCAGACUGUCAAGAUUUACUAUGGUGGACGGGACGUAUCCGAAGAAGAUUUGGAAAGAGCUUUACUCAUCGGGUUGAGCCCUCACGAGAGAAGAAAACUCGAAAGAAAGAAAGGAGUCUCCCUCAAACAUUCUAUUGAAGCUUCUCAUAACAACGGUAACCAUAUGAUAAAUAGUGAUACUGAUGCAAACAGCUUAAUGUCUUCAGUUGAAAAAGAAGGUGUGGAAGUUCCUGCAGGUUCUGAGAAAGAUAUGAAUGCAGAAAGCAGCAUCGUUGUUGAUGGUACAAGUGGGGGAGAUGGAGUAACGGAGCUAAAUGAUACUCAAUGUAACGGAAAUAUGGUGCACCAACAGAACUCGAAACUCUCUUUGCUAGGACAUGGACCGCACGGGAAACAGAUUGUAGAGUAUCUAUUAAGGGAAUAUGGAGAGGAUGGCGUUCGAGAUCUCUGCCAAAGAUGGAGAAAAGUCUUUGUUGAUGCUGUUCAUCCUCGCCAUUUGCCUGGUGGCUGGAAUGUUAGUCACAGUGGCCGAAGAGACUUUGGCGAAUUCAGCGUUUAUAAUCCUACAAAGAGAAUAUCUGCCGAGUAA